AUGGCGGCCAAAACUACCCGAAAGGAGGUGAAUGAUGAAUUGGAUUUUUUAUCCUCAAAGUUCGAUCCAUUUAAGGCUCUGUACACCAAAGACCUUCAACCACCCGUCCCUAACAUAAAAGUAUUCAAUAAUUUGGUCGAAUAUGCGAUUGCAAUCAAGGAAGGAAAGACGAAGACAACCACAGUCUCUAGGGAGAAUAGAGCGAAACGUGUGAAAUCUUUAGCAUCACAGACUGCCUCUAGAACGAAAAAUCUUAAACCGGAGUACAAACCAGCUGAGAAGGAAGGUCUACAAGAAAGACUUAAGGCUAUUGCUGAAUCAAAAGCAUUUAUCGCUAAGAACAGAAAAACUGAGAUAAAGAUUGGUGGACGAGUGGAAGACGCAAAGCUGCACGAAUUUAUGCUGGCCGAGGAAACAUAUAAAGCACAACAACGAAAGAAGAAACGAGUGGAUGUGAUACAAAAAAUGGAAGGUAGGGUCAACAAGGCUGGUUUUUUAUUCUGAUUUUUCUGCUGUGUGGAACAGUGGUAGAUUUGUGGAACAAUUUUGCUUGAGGAUGGGGAAGUUACUAAUGUUCUGUGCGCGGACUCCCAGGAGUCAACUCCAAGGCAAUAAUGAAUGUAUAAUUAUUAUGUGGGUUUAUUUAACAACUCAUAGUUACAUUUGGCAGAGUGUUCUAAACUAUGGUGAAUGUCUGAAUUGAGCGACCUAGAAAUAACUUCAUACUUGUUCAAACUGUUGUCUUCCCAUUAACCAUGAUGAUACUGAACUAAGGCUGAACUUAUAGGAGUUGUGCAUCUCAUCAAUUCAAGAAAUUGAUUCUAUUUGCCAAGAGGUUGUUCACAAUCAAUGUAGAUGACAUGGGCUAAAAGCUUCAGAGUAUGUUACUGAUGUUUUUACCAAGUUUUGAAUUUCUCUAUUGAAUGUGAUAAUGUGGGAAAAAAUUAUAGUUAUAUUUUAUUGCCUACAGAGUGUAUCAUGUCCAGUUCAUGACAAAAGCUAGAAAAUCUUCAAAGGUUUCAAGUCUCUUCUUUAGGAUUAUCUUGAGUUUGAGAGUAGUGCUAGUCACUGUAGAAAUGUAUUCCCCACUGGCUAAAUGUCUUAAAUUUUUCACUACUACAGUGCCAAUCCACAAAAUGUUCAAACUUUAGACUAAUGCGAUAAAAUGUCCAUAGGUCAGCUUAAGGAUAAUCAAACAUAUUGAUCUGAUGCAUCUGAAAUGAUGCAAGUCCCUCUAUUAAAUCAGUCAAGCAUUGAUCACCAAGCAUGCAAUAAUUUUCUCUGCUUGUCUGGGGUGUUCAUGACCAUAUAGUGUUUGUAGGCAUGGGGCAGGGGUACUGUGUAUUUCUCUUGGGGUAGACUGACAUUUCAUCGCAUCACAUCUCUGUUUGUAUCAGGGCACUAGGCAUUCAUGUAAAGUGUGCGUAAAAAAUUUAUAAUUGCUGUAUAGCAUGUGGGUACAUGCAUGGCACCAUUCUUAAAAAUUGCUAAAAGUAAUAUUAACAAUGGAAUAGUAAACUUGAACAUGCAUGUUAAUCUGAAACUCUAACCACUUCAGCAGUGUCAUUUGUACCAAGUUCUUUUCUUGCAUGGGCAUAAAAUAGAAGUUAUGCAUUAUAAGUUCCAAUUUACCCAAGUUAAAUUUUUGUAGGGUGUAUGUGCUCUGUUUGUUUUUUCCUUAACACUGUAUAUAUAUUUAUUUACACUUAAAAAAUUAUCUUAACAAUUAUUCUUACUUUUUUUCAAAUUUCUUAAAUUUUCCGAAGGUGAAUUCAAAACCCAUUUACCCUUACAUUAAUAUGUAUAUUCUCCAUAAUGCUCCUCAUAAAUGUCCUUUAGUGCUGAUCAGGAGAAUUUGACAAUCAAGAGCUUCUUCAUUUUGCAAUGAUUUUCCUUAUUAUCAUGACCUUGAUAUUUGAUUCAGCAGUGAUGCUGUAAGGAAAAUUUUCAUUGAAGUUACUCUUAAGGCCCAUUUAAACGGUUUCAACAUUUGCUUCAACUUGCAUUCAACACUUUGUUGAACCAAAUGUUUGGUGCGUUUGAACAGGUCAUCCAACAUUGUUGAAAACAUAAAAGUUGUUGAAAGCUUGUUGAAAGGGUGUUGAAUCAAGUUUAAAUUGGUUUAAACUUUCAUUCAACAUCGAUCCAAUUUUUCCUUUGUUCUUGAAAAUGUUGAAUGGCCUUUUUGGACGAUUUCGACAUUUACCCAACGUCCGUUCAACUUUUGUUGAACAAAUGUUGGUCAAAUGUUGAAACUGUUUAAUUGGGCUUUUAGGGGUUAAAGGGUUAAGAAGUAAUUCAAAAGUGAUUAGAUCAUCUAUGGUAGAUAUCCUUGCAAUCAUGUUUAAUUAAAUUUACUAUUAACAUUUUCUAUUAUGAAAACAGCAUAUUAAAAUUUAUUUUCUGCUCACACAGAUCUUAGUCAAGGACCUUUCAGAAUACUUUACACUUGUCUUACUGAGAGGCGCAAAAUAAAAGUUUGGACAAGGAGAUACAAAGGACUGCGCAGUGUCUUGGCUGGAUACCUUAUUGCUUUUGACAAACACAUGAAUCUUGUGAGUAAAAUAGCAGCAUAAAAUGUACUCCUCCUGAUAGGAAUGUUAAAAUAGUGCCAGUUAUCAAUAAUGGGAAUUGGAUGAAAAAAAUUACUGGAACAAAGAAAAAGUAGAGAUGAGGGGGAUGAAGGGUGGGGAAUGGAUGGGGGGAAGGAUGGGGAGCACUGUAGUGAAAUUCUUGUGGGGUAUUGCCAAGGCCUGUAUGCUUUGACAUUGUAUCUGACAAAAUUCGUUCAUUUAGCUGCUUCGUUUAUGACAUCCAACAAUAUCAGACAGGAUUUAAGCACAUAUGAAGCGAAAUUAAGACUGGGAACGAGUUAGCACAUGAUCACGUAGAAAACUAUGAUUACAAUUUGAACACGCCUUCAAAUCUUGUACAUCUUUUGAAAUUUUGUUGUUGUCCGCAAUAAUGUUGGAUAGUGAUUAAUUUCUGUCUUCAGCAAGCUCCACCGGGAGUCGUGAAAUAUCCUACUCUGAUAGUGAACUAAAAAUGGAUGAUACAAGUACGGUUGAACCCCAUGAAGGAAAAGUCUCGUGCUUCAAGCGACGAUUUCGUGAAAGACGAAAACAAUACUAAACAAAACGUUUUCUCCCUGCAGUUUGAGGUCGACCUUCGAAUUAGAAACAAACAUGGCUCGAGUUGUCUAGAGUAAAACUAUAUAGAAAUUGAUCUUAAGGGUGACAGCAAUAGCUUCGAAGGAAGGAAGUCCGAGUUAUUGGGGGCGGGGGGGGGGUUGGUUCCGAGUUAUUGCGGGAAAGAUACCGUUUUUGUAUGCGAGGGAAAACAGGUUAGUUUGACUUAGCACGAGAUUGGAGUUUUUGGGAGUCAACUGUUACUUAUUUCCAAGCUAACUUGAUAUAAGGUGACGCAUAGGCAGACGACCUCAGCGUCUAAAUAAGACUGCUAGAAUGCAGUUAAAACUUUGCGAGCCACAUCGGAAGUGAUUCCAGUAAGAAAAGAACCUACUUUUACAAUUUUUAAUGUAUUUCACCAUGAUCAAGAAUAACCACUCACUUUUUGAUAGUACUUUCCAUUUGUUUGCAGUGCGAAUCGCUCGACGGGUUUUAGAUAAAUUUUGUCUUUCUCCUGGUAUCUUCAGUUGCUUGAAGAUUUCACUUAAUGAAUUUGUAAGUUUUGUGAAAAAAUGUGACUUUGGAACGAAACAUUUUUAUUUUUUAAUUACAGGCUCUAUUCGAUGUGGAUGAGGUGUACACCUUAGAGGAUAGUGUCGAACGGCAAAUGUCUCCCGAAACAACAAAAAAGAAGAAAAAGAAGAAAAGGAUAGCUUCGCUACUUGAAAAUGAAGAGGCAAAAGAAACGAGGAAAAGUGAAUCCGCUGACAGCAAUUCCUCUUUAAUGCCGUCACUUGAGCUGGAAGAAGUAGUUACCAUGAACACUAUUGGCGAUGCUGCCAAUGAAGUGUUUGUUAGUGAUAAUCAGGUUGGCACGAAGACUGUCCUGCCUUGUACACAUUUUAAGCCUCGGUUACCUUCCUCCAAUUCUAAUGAAUCCAUCUUUGGAGACUAUAGCGAUACAGGUCAUUCUAGUUGCGGUAAUUCUAAAGACGGUUAUGAAGAUUCCUCGUCACCUUCAGCAAAAGCCCUUAGUAUAGCUUUACAAGCUCCUAUUUUUCAUCGUGUUGAUCAUGCUCACCAAUCUCCUCUCAGAACUGAAGAUGAACAUUCUGUUAGUAGAGAAUCUGAAGAUACAAAAGAUUCUAAAGGAACCGAUGAUCCAGUAUCAAAGAGGACUUCUGAUUUUCGAAUGGUAAAAUUCCCGACGAGAAAUUUGUCUCAUGUUAGUGUCUGUGACAAUGGUAACAGAAAGAACGUUCAGAUUGGUAGCGCGGAAGAACUCACACAGACUCGCCAUCCUGAAUUCAUAAUAGAAGUGAGUCGGGGGACAGUAAAGGAGGACUGCCUUUUGUAUUGUACCGACGGAGAGGAACGAAUUGAUAGGACUGAAAGCACUAACGGAUCUAAUAUUUUGCAAGGGAAAACCAAUCCUUACGAUGUUCAUGCUAGAGACUUAAAUAAUUUGGAGGAAAAGAACCAAAACACAUCAGCUGAAGCAUUAAAUUUGGAGCUUUGCGGGAUUCUCGAAGCAGCUUACUGUAGUGAAACAUCAGUUCCUUUUACAGCGCGUGACAUUCGCCUGGUAGAUAAUGAAACCAUUGCACUUAAUCAGGAAAAUAAUGUAAAACAUGACAAGGAAGAAAGUGAACGAGUUGUGGCUGAAACAAAUUCUCCUUUGACACUCUUGGAGUGCUUUGAAUCACAGGAAAGUGCAAAGAGGGAAGAGAAACGACUGAAGUCCAUCGAAUGCGUGCCACUCUCCUCAAAGAGAGUUGAUGACUUUGUUGGUCCAGUUAGCACUGAGGGAACUGUAGAUAUUUCACCUUGUGUGAUUGAACAUGAACUAGGUUUGUCAUCGGUAGACGAAAUCUCUGGGCCAGUUGAAACAACUGCAGAAAAAGGGAACACUGAAGAUGCAGUGCUCGUCCAAGAGAAAUAUGUUUUCACAGACGAGAAUUUCCAAAGAAGAAAUAUCACGCAUGCUUUUCAGAGUUUAAUUCACUUAGAAAGCGAAAUUACAGACUUGGAAAGCGUAAGUCGUGAUGCCCGGACAGAUCUUACCGGGCAGACUUCAACCCGAACAGAAACUGGUGGAAGCUUAGAACUGGAUUCUCUGGAUUCUCUAGAUAAGGCCAAAGGUAAAAAAAUCGAAAAAGGAAAUCCUGCGGUUAUCUUCACUGAAAACGAACGGUCCGCGGUGGAUGUAGCAUUAGGAAGGUCUGAAAGAACAGAAAAUAACAGUGCAUUAAGGUCAGCUCGUGUUUUUUCAGCAAAUGAAGAAAUACUAGAGACGACUUCACAAGCUAUUUGUGGAAGAGAUUGUCAAGUUAACCACACAUCAUUCACAAGUCAAUCCGUUUGUGUCACCAUAACUACCGAAACAACUAAGGAUAUAAAAGCAUUCCCGUCUUCUUCUCCCUCUCCUGUCUGCUCUGUGCGAGACUUCCAGCUAAAAGGAAGUAUCUACAGGACUAAUUCAAACAGUGCAAGCGAAACUGACAGUAUCCUCCAGAAUGCGAUGGAAAAAGUCACCCAGCUAGAACCCUUUUACAAAGCUGAAGAAGAUGAAUUCCCAGAAUCACCAGAAAAUCUUUGCAAUGGUAGAUCCUCUACCAAGAAUAGUAAAGGGGACUUAAUUUCUCCCGCUACUUGUGAUGUGGCUAGUACUGAAGAGGACAAGAUAGACAGGGAAGCAGGAACUGUCUUUAACGCCACUUCAGAGUAUCGGAAGAUUGACCAUCUGACGUACAGAGGCAAAGUUCCGUCUUUGCAAUGUGGGGCAAAGCCUGUUGCCGAUGAACAAAGGAAAGAGGAAAAAGGAGUUUCUAUCCCAAAAGAGACGAAUAAAUCUAAGGGGGUUCAGGGUGAUGAUAAGGAAGAAGGUGAAAUUACUUCCGAGGAAGAAGGCGCUUCAGAGACUCAAAGGCGGAGUGAAAAAGGUAGAGAAGAAGGUGAACUUCCUUCGUCUGAUUCCGAUCUAGAGGUUGCUCUUGAUGCCUCUUCACAGGGAACCCAAAAAACAGCUCGUUGCAAAAGUAAAGUGAGUGAAGGCGAAUGUGAAUUGAGAAGAAUAAAAAAAGACUUGUGCUCAACAAGGCGCCAUUCGUCAACUGAAUUGCGCCAGAAACCAUCUAAAGAAAAGUCCAGAAAACCUGGAAAUUCAGGAUGUGAUGGAGGAGCCUCUUUGUCUUCCACUAAAAACUCAGAUUUGAGGACAAAGUUAGGUCAAAUAAGAAAAAAGCGAUCAAGUUUAGUCUGUGGCUCUCCCGAUAGUGGCACUCAUGGUCGUCUCCGUGGAACACAAUCGGCUGAAAAUCAGGGAAAUCUGGAAAAAGUUAAACAAGAUGGCUUUAAAGCUGUGAAUCAAACGAGCAAAAAGGAAGUUACAUUGAGUGGGUCUUCUCAGACAAAGAGGAGACAAACAGGAAAGCAUUUAAGAGGAAGUGGGUCUUCCGCUGGUUGUAACCCAGUGAGUAAUGGACAAAGGAACCAUGUAAGAGGAAAGGAGGAAAUAAAUAAAGAAAGAAAAAGCAUUUUUCUACAGGACGAUGAUGAUAGAACAAAGAAAAAAGUUAGACACACAAACUCAAGACGCAAAACUGAGGGUCGUUCUCACAACUCCCAGCUUAAGUCGAAUAAAACUGCUCCAAAUUCUUCACCCGAGUCAAAAUUUAAGGAAAAUGGAGGGAAUUCACGCAGUUUUGAAAGUCAUAAACCAAAAGUUAAGGCAAAGGAAUCGACAGUCACUCGUGGCUCGCCGAUAUUGAAGAACAUUUACAUCAAAGAAGACAAGAAACUAGCGAAAGAUUCUGAAACUCUCGAGCAGAAAAUGAAAACUAAAGCAUGUUCCCAAGUAUCAGACUCUAAACGUUUACCUAAACAUGUUAGGAUGCAAGAUCCGAAGAGUAGGGACUCAAAUGGGAAGCGUGCUCAUCGAAACAACGACGUAGUUAAUCACUUAUCGGAUUCAUCCGACGAGAGAAGCUUAGGGCGUCCUUUGGAGAGUGAGACAAAAGCCGUUGUCUCGACUCAUGCUAAGUGCAAUAGUGGGAGUGAUAAACACGGUCGUAAGAUGGCAAGCUCACGUGUCUUAAGUUCACAACCCAAAGAGCAAAGUAAGUCUGCGAGUAAUCUUAAAGUGAGAGACGAAUCAAAACGAAUGAUAACUAAUGCGGUAAAACAGCGGAACGACAAUAGAAAGGGGGAAUUGAAACAGGCUAAGACCACAGUUAAGGUUUCUCCACGAAAGGCGUCCAGAAAGAUUGCUAAAAACGUUAUUGCGAAUUUUACCUCUAAAACUAAAGUUCAACUUGAACGUGGUGAGACGGGAAGUACCAGGAAGCGGAGAACUAGUAAUGACACGGAACUGCACCAUGCCAAGAAACUGCGUCGUGAACCGGAAGAGAAAGGUCGGUCAAAACUUCCAAUGGAGGCUUCAAAAUUUGAGAUUCCCCUGUCUAACUUGAAACGUGGCGAGAAUGACAUAAAGAGCGGAUAUACAGAUAAUUCCCAGAAAAGCAUCGAUGGACUACACAGCCCUCAGCUAAAAACGGUUAUAAUUGGUCGUAACAAGUGUUUGGUGUUUAAACAUCGUCAUAUUAACCAGCUGUUUCUCAGAGGAGAUAAUGUUGUCAUGGUAGCUUACGCAAAGUGA
Molecule: messenger RNA, 7785 nt
Organism: Pocillopora meandrina
Lineage: Eukaryota; Metazoa; Cnidaria; Anthozoa; Scleractinia; Pocilloporidae
Source: the annotation of a GenBank genome assembly